Molecule: messenger RNA, 3283 nt
Organism: Zeugodacus cucurbitae (melon fly)
Lineage: Eukaryota; Metazoa; Arthropoda; Insecta; Diptera; Tephritidae
Gene: GATAe
Product: box A-binding factor
Exons: 7
Coding region: 744-2945 (733 amino acids)
Biological process (GO): cell fate commitment; positive regulation of transcription by RNA polymerase II; negative regulation of transcription by RNA polymerase II
Molecular function (GO): zinc ion binding; DNA-binding transcription factor activity, RNA polymerase II-specific; RNA polymerase II cis-regulatory region sequence-specific DNA binding
Source: RefSeq, a predicted model, not a curated record
GUUAUCAGUUGGUUAAAGAGAAAAAAAAAUACAAUAAAUAUAUUAACAUUAAAUAUGUGACAUAUAUAUUAUAUCAGAUGAGCUUCAUUCUGAUAGUUGUGCUCUCAAAAAUUAAUAAUGCUGUGGGAGGCAGCUUAAAAUCUCCACAUUUCUGUAGUUAUGAAGCAUUUAGACUUGAACAGGUCGAACAGUUUCUUCUUGUGCAGAAGGAAUAAUGAGGUUCACAAAAACAAUGUAUGCGCUUGUGAAAAAAAUAUAUACCAGUACAUACGUGUAAAUAAACAAAAACAAUUGACGUAUGAGUAAAAACCAACAAACUGAACGCGCAUGCGCAAUGCAUACAUCUACAUAUGCACCGACACUUGUACACCCGCGCACACACACGCACGCGCAAACAUGUGUAGACGCGUUACACCAACGCUUAUCGCACCGAUGCGACAACAAAGUUUACCAACAACCAACUGCGAUAUCAGCGACGGUGGCGGCGACGACGUCUAUCAAGCGAUAAGAUAAGGAGAACUCACACAUACACGCCAGCUCACCUGGAGUUGAGUGGAGUGCUCGCAAAUAAAUCAUAAUUCACACAUGCACAGCGUACAUUCACCAACACACUGGCAGCGUACACACAUACAUACGUGAAUAAAUAUGUGGUUUAACAGAGAAACACAGAAAUAUGCGGCUUCCCGCUACUCGACCGCAAUAUGGCACCAGCGCCUUUGCAACGUGUCCGGAGGUUCUAAGAGAUGGAAGCACAGGCACAGCAACAAUUGCAGCAACAGCAACAGGUACUUGCCAAACAGCAGCAGCAGGCGCAGCAACAGCAACAUUUAUUGUCGAACAUCAAAACGGAAGUAAAUAGUGGCGAUUCUCAAUUGACCGCUGGCACAACAACAACACUGCAGGCACAAAAAACCGUAAAUGCUGCCGCAGAAGAACAGCAGCAAGUCGGACAGGACUUGAAACAAACACAAUCCGUACAGCAACAGCAACAACAGUUAUCUAGUCAAUCAAAACCGCACACGCCUAAUCAACCACAAGAGCAAAAACCACAGUUACAACAACCACCUACAAGCGUGGCAACAUCGGUUGCUUCGAUUACCGGCGCUCAACCACAAUCGAAUGCGGAAUACAGCAUUCCACUGGCACGCAACACUCAACAGCGACGAAUACUGACCACCGCGGGCACCUUUGAGGAGAACGAUAAUCGUGACACGGAACAGCCCGACUCACAGUCUGAGUAUCAUCAUCAUCAGUCCCCCGCCGAUUAUGUGGUAAUGGCACCGCGCAAUGAUGAGCAUCCACCGCCCGGCACCGCCGUCUACACGUACACAACUACGGAGAAUGGUCAACAAAUUAUUUGCACCGAAACUGGUGCAGCCAUCAAACUCGAAGAUAUCGAAAAGGAUCAACAGGCUGGUGCGGACGCACAACAACAUCAUCAGCAACAGCUGCAACAACAACAGCAACAACUUUGUACACCACCGAGCAGUGGAUACGGUGAUACAAUUGUUGUCUCCGCCUCAGCAUUGCAUCAACAUCAAAAUCCACACGGCGUCAUCAACGCAUCCACACAUGGCGGACAUCCGGGUGCACAACUACGAUUCGAUCCCGAUGAACGUUACAGCAAUGUGCUACAGGACAAUGGCAAUGUACAAACUAUUUACUAUAAUCCCUCAGUGGUCGAUUCAACCGCACACCCCAGUGAAGCAAAAACGUUUACAGAUCUUGGUAAUACAGAAUACUAUUCGAGCCCCCCCACAUACGCACUGCCACCGCCCAAUAAUGGGCUCUAUAGUGUUUCGGGUUCGACGCAGUUGAUUUGCAAAUCGGAUCCGAACUUAGGUGCCAUGCGACAGCCGGGACAAUUUCAGUCUUUAAUGGAAUCCGGCGUACAAGAGCAGUCGAUGUGGGCACCAUCAGCAGUGGAAUUCUCUGGAUAUAAUACAUAUCAUCAUCAGGUAGUGGAUGACUACGGUUCCGGCAAUAUGACCACCGCGCAUUGGUCAGGCGCGGGUCCAAUCACUGCUUAUGAGUCAUCGCUCGUGCCGACUGUCUACGAGUCUCCCAAGUGUGAGAACUGUGGCGCCCUCUACAUACGGAAAGGCAACGAUUUCUAUUGUCCCACCGGCUGUAAUCAACUGCGACCGACACAUGUGCGCAUACCAGCUCGUCAAGCGAAACCGAAAAUGCCCGCCAAUGCCAACAACCGACGCACUGGCGUCACGUGCGCCAAUUGCAACACCACGACGACAACGCUUUGGCGUCGCAACAACGAAGGCAAUCCUGUGUGCAACGCUUGCGGUCUGUACUUCAAACUGCACAACACCAAUCGGCCGCAAUCCAUGAAGAAGGAUGGCAUACAGAAACGUAAGCGUAAGCCAAAGAAUAACGGUGGCAUGACAACGAUGAAACCUCUACCAUUAAAUGAUUAUUCACACACAGCGCUACCGGGAAUGCCACAGAAUGUGACGCUGAUGACACCUAACGGUACGAUAUACCCUUCACAAGUAUCUGCUUUAAGUUUACCAAUGAAUGGUGGUGGUGUUGGUCCAGGUAUCAUUGGUGGUGGCCCGCAAUCGUUGGCGAGUGAAAUACGCGAUAUGUCCGUAAAUGGUGGCAAUGGCAGCAGUGCAGGCGCUGGCUCAAUGUCAGUUGGUGGUGCUGGUGCCACCGUUGUGGUGGCGAGUGGCGCGGGUAGCUCGGUAACCGGCACCGGACCACGUAACGUAUCGAUUGUACAACAUGUAACUGGCGACAGUCACUCACCAUACAGCAAUCCACCAUCACAAAGUCAAUCGCCGCACUUAUCCAAUCCAUCGCCGCUCAAUCGACAGCCAAUAGCACAAAGUGUGCAACCUAUCGAAGCUACACGUCCAACGAAUGGUGAAAUACCGACGGGCGUCAUAACGCGCACUGGACUACCCGAACGUUCCUCGAAUAAUUGAUCAUUGCGCAUUCACGCAUUCGAAAUUCCUGAAUUUGCCAAUAAUAAUUAGACCAAAGCUUCUAUUGUACUUAAGUACGUGUGUGUAUCUAACUGAUGUCUGAAUAGUUUGUUUUUAUAAAAUAUGAAACAUUUUAAUUUUAAUACUAUUAUUUGUGUUGCUCAAAAAAAAAUAUGUUCACUUUCGUGGAAAUUAACCCCUUUAGUUUUUAACUACUAUUAGCUCAAACAUGUAAAUAUAUUUAAGUGCCAAAAAUUUCUAAUUGAUUACAAAUAAAAGAGGAUUUAUAUAUUCCCAGUAAUAUAAAAAAUAUAUAUAGAAUAAAAAAUUAAAUUCCC